AUGUCGGCAACGACCUCCAACCAGGACAUCAUUCUUGAUGUAUCCCAGGGAAUCGUAGACACUUACUACCUGGCAGCAGCUGCUGUGCUCAUAUUACAUGACCACAUCGUCACCUUCUCCCAAGAGGUGCAGUUCAUCUGGGGCAGUAAGAUAACGGCAUCUACAUUACUCUUCCACAUGAAUCGGUUUUUUGGCCUUGGACAUGCACUCGCAACACUGCUGUUCUUGCCGUACUGGGACUGCACUACUCAGGUUACGUUCUCGGCUCUGCGAGUAUAUGCCCUUUGCCACGACUGGAGACUUGCCCUGUUUGUGCACGUAUUGUGCUUAGUUCCUAUUGCAAUAAAUCUGGUUCUUGAAAUCAGCAUUGUGCUGGGGUCUUCUUCGGCUGUCACUCAAUGCGAAGUUAAGAGUGCACUAUCUCCGGAAACUUCUGACAACACAGGCAGAUUUUUCAUCUUGAACCGCGCCUGUCUCAUCGUUGCAGAUGCCAUAGCAUUAUCUGUCACUUGGAUUCAGACCUACAAGCUUCAGAGAAGCGCGGAUCAGAUCGGUAUGAAGACACCGUUGGCUUCUCUUCUUCUUCGCGAUGGCACUCUCUACUUCGGUUUAUUGGUCGUCCUGAAUGCUGCGGACUUGACGUGCUGUUUCGUCGCCACAGAGAUCGACAUCCCGUACUUCACCAUCGCACUCAGCAACAUCAUCAUCUCUCGGUUUUUGCUGAACCUUCGCAAGGUCAAUCAUGACAAUGAGUACGGUAUGAACGGCACUCGGCCGUCAUUCGUCGUUUCUUGUCGGUCCGAGAUUCGAUUCGCCCCCAGCUUCGUCGGGAGCAUGGGAGCAUCCUUGAACUUUGGCCCUUUUGACGAUACAGAGCCGGCUGCCGAUGAGGAGAACGCUGGAGUGGUGGAUGUAGGCGGAGACCUUGCAGGCGACCUUGACAUCGUAGAGAUGCCGCGAGCUUGA
Molecule: messenger RNA, 966 nt
Organism: Sparassis crispa
Lineage: Eukaryota; Fungi; Basidiomycota; Agaricomycetes; Polyporales; Sparassidaceae
Exons: 12
Coding region: 1-966 (321 amino acids)
Source: RefSeq, a predicted model, not a curated record